GACCACCAUGACAUCUGAAACUCCUUUCCAAAUCGAUAUCCCCGACGAGAAAUUGACUAUCCUCCGUGCUAAACUUGAACUUGCUAGUUUCCCGAAUGAAUUGGAGGAUGCCAGGUGGAAGUAUGGUGCACCUCUGGCGGACAUAAAGCGGCUCACAGAGAGGUGGAAAAACUCGUACAACUGGCGCAAAUAUGAAAAAGAAAUCAACGAGCAAUUGCCAAUGUUCACAUGCGAUAUUGACGUGGAUGGUUUUGGCGUGCUGAAUAUUCAUUAUGUUCACAAGAAGAGCGAAACUGUUGAUGCUAUUCCGCUGUUGUUUUGCCACGGAUGGCCUGGAAGCUUCUUGGAAGUUGGGAAGAUUUUGCCCUUCCUGACUUCAUCGGCCCCUGAACAUCCUAGCUUUCAUGUUGUGGUGCUUAGUUUGCCUGGUUUUGGCUUUUCGGAGGCUCCCCACAAACAAGGCUUUGCUAUUGAUCAGUAUGCUGAGGUAGCUCACAAACUCAUGCUCGCUCUCAGGUACAACGAGUAUGUUACCCAUGGAGGUGACUGGGGUAGCCUUAUUACCAGGAGAAUGGCUUCUGUGUAUGGUGGGAGGCAUCUCAAGGCAUGGCAUACCAACUCUCCACUUCCCAAACCACCGAGCUGGAGAUUGCCCCUGUUUUUCUUGUCUUUCUUGCUAACGCCAUGGUCUACAGAAGAAAAAGCAGGCAUCGAACGUACCACAUGGUUCCAAACCAAAGGACAAGGCUACUACCACGAACAGAGCACCCAGCCGCAGACACUCGGUUACAUGUUGACAUGGAUCUCAUUGUACUGGUUCUCCCGCAACGGACCCGCUGCCUCCCUUCGCAUUUACUUUGAAUUGCGUAGCAAUUGCGAGGAUCUAGGCCAAAGUCCUACUAUUCCUAUGGGAGCAUCGUUUUUCCCGAAGGAACUUAUAGUUUUGCCCACAGUGUGGCUGUGCAAGUCGCACAACGUUGUUUUUGAGUCCCAUCAUAAGACAGGAGGCCAUUUUGCUGCCACUGAAGUCCCGGAAGAGCUUGCUCAAGAUAUAUGGAAGAUGUUUGUGAAGGGGGGCCCUGCAUUCGCAAUUGUCCCCGGAAGAACUGGAUAUGCUUGAACAACCAGCAUUCCUCGCAUUUGGAAUGAACAUUGAGUGAAAGUGUACAAAUAUCCAAUGUAAUUU
Messenger RNA from Suillus fuscotomentosus, 1186 nucleotides. Its product is annotated as Alpha/Beta hydrolase protein. Gene Ontology annotation, biological process: epoxide metabolic process. NCBI's taxonomy places the organism in Eukaryota, Fungi, Basidiomycota, Agaricomycetes, Boletales, Suillaceae. The record is from RefSeq and is a predicted model, not a curated record. The transcript is spliced from 8 exons. Gene Ontology annotation, molecular function: epoxide hydrolase activity. The coding region runs from base 8 to 1120 and encodes 370 amino acids.